This is a messenger RNA of Oldenlandia corymbosa var. corymbosa, 1090 nucleotides long. The record is from the annotation of a GenBank genome assembly. Lineage: Eukaryota; Viridiplantae; Streptophyta; Magnoliopsida; Gentianales; Rubiaceae.
UAAUAGUCUUGCGGCCCUGGCUCCAACUCAGUCGUGAGGAAAAGAAUAAAUGAGUACUUAAUAUACAGUAUAUCUCAGUGCAUCUUUCUUCUGCAGUGUUCUGAAAGGAGGAAGAAAUGGCACAAAAUUCCUUUGCCGGCACCAAAAAGCUAGAAGGCAAAGUCGCCAUCAUCACCGGAGGGGCAAGCGGCAUCGGCGAAGCGACAGCAAGACUUUUCUCAAUUCAUGGAGCAAAAGUUGUGAUCGCUGACAUCCAAGACGAAAAGGGUCGAAUAGUAAACAAAUCAAUCGGGCCAAAUAACAGCAGCUACGUCCAUUGCGACGUAACGAAAGAAGAAGAAGUAAAAUCCAUGGUGGAAUUCACCGUUCAAACUUACGGCAAACUGCACAUCAUGUUCAGCAACGCCGGAAUCUUAAGAAAGCCUGAUGAAGACCCACCUGUCCUGGACCUAAAUCUGUCCGAAACAGACCUUAUUUGGUCGGUAAAUGCUCGAGGCAUGGCCGCGUGUGUGAAACACGCGGCCAAGGCCAUGGUGGAGCUCGGCGUAAAGGGGAGCAUAGUUUGCACCGGGAGCACGGCGGCCGUCUCCGGCGGAAUCGGGUGGUGGACGGGAUAUCACAUGUCGAAGCACGCAGUUUUGGGGCUGAUGAGAUGCGCGAGCAAACAGCUCGGAAAACACGGGAUUCGGGUAAACUGCGUCUCGCCGUCGGUGGUUGCGACGCCGUUGACGUGCGAAGCCUUGGAGGAAAGUGCCGAGGAAAUCGAGAAGCUUUUCCAAACUGGUACAAACUUGAAAGAGGUUGUGCUCAAAGCUGAAGAUGUUGCCGAGGCUGUCCUGUUUUUGGCUUCGGAUGAUUCUGGUUUCAUCACGGGCCAUAAUCUGAUGGUUGACGGUGGUCGUUGCUCUUAGCUGGCGGCGGACCAACAAAUGGCGAGAUUUAUUGCAUUAUUUUCUUUCUUUUUCUUUUUUUAAUCAUUUGUUUGGAUCCAGGAUUACUUUUUCUUUUUAAAAUAUCUGCAACCUCUGAUCUAUGAUAUGGAUAUCUCUGGAAUCUGGAAAAAUCUGUAUUUAAUUAGGUUUAAAAAUUC